Messenger RNA from Pangasianodon hypophthalmus (striped catfish), 2028 nucleotides. Its product is annotated as P2Y purinoceptor 11-like. Gene Ontology annotation, cellular component: plasma membrane. Gene Ontology annotation, biological process: G protein-coupled receptor signaling pathway; cellular response to ATP; calcium-mediated signaling. Bases 883 to 1776 code for a protein of 297 amino acids. The transcript has 2 exons. The record is from RefSeq and is a predicted model, not a curated record. Lineage: Eukaryota; Metazoa; Chordata; Actinopteri; Siluriformes; Pangasiidae. Gene Ontology annotation, molecular function: neurotransmitter receptor activity; G protein-coupled ATP receptor activity.
UGAAGAGCGGUUUACUCAUCAUCCACUGCUGGUGCUGAACGAUUUUUCCCUGGAGCAUGUGCCAUUCAAAAAGAAGAAAAUUUCUUCUCGAAAGAUGACUUUAGGUGCUAAAUCUCUGCUAGCAAGAAGUUUGGAGGGAAAAGGGGUAAAAUUAAAGUAUUAAGAACGAUUUUGAGCUAGACAGUAGUAGGAGGAGCUAUGAAUUAAAGAAUGAAACAAAUGAGAAAGGAUCAGGGAAAAGAAUCAUGAGGAUCACAAAGUCUGAUGAAGCACAGACAAAGACGAAAGAUAGGCUAAGCCAUUAAAGCAGACCUGAGUGGAGAACAUGCAAAGGAGAAAGAAGAAUAAAGAGAAAAGGUGAAGGAGCAAUUGAUGCUGAGAUAAAACCUGAACCAGGAUCUACACAUCAGUGGAUGAGCUAGCAGAAUUCGACCUGCUGGUGGCAAUGAUGUCAAAUGUUUCUCCUGAGUGAAUGAAACAUUCCUACUUAUUCCUACUUCCUACUACAGCCAUGAAAAGAUGAUAUUCUCUCUAAAAUUAUACAAAUUUAUAUUAUACAUUUCUUGCAUUUUCAGUACUAAAUAAUUUAGUUUUUCAUAAACUGUUAUAAUUCUCACUGACUAAAUUAUUUUCGGUGUCUUAUAUUAGAAAACAAAAUGACACAUGGAAAAAAUGUGAACAGAGGAAAUGAAAGUCAGACGAAGGCUAAGAGAUGUGUUGAUAUGACGUAAAUGUCACACAGGAAAACCUAGGCGUAGGUGCCAUGAGCUAUCUGUACACAAUUUAUGAAAAGAUUUUGGGUGAACUAACGGUCCUACUGGUGAGCAGGGAGACAAUUUCAUCUAUACAUUCUCAAGGAGACACCAUAAAAUAUCAGCGAACAUGAGCAACAGCAGCAGCAGCUGUAACAGUAAAUUUUCAACAGACCUGUUACCCCCCAUCUACGGUGUGGAAAUGAGUGUGGCACUGGUGGGGAACAUACUGGCACUGUGGCUGCUUGUGACUAAGGAGAAGAAGAACUGGCACACGGGAGUGGUGUUCUCCUGCAACCUGGUCAUCAGUGACAUUUUGUAUGCCCUCACUCUGCCGCUUCUCAUGGUCUACUAUUCAAGUGGACGGAUCUGGAAAUUUGGUGAUGCUCUCUGCAAAAUAGAGCGCUUUCUCUUCACCUGUAACCUCUACGUCAGCAUUUACUUCAUCAUGUGCAUCAGUGUUAAUAGAUACCUGGCCAUCGGUCAUCCGUUCUUCACACGCAACCAUGUGCGACCGAAACAUGCCAAGAUCAUCAGUCUGCUGGUGUGGAUCUUAGUGGCAAGCAUUUCAUCUCCAAUCCUCUACUAUUCAGGUGUCAAGAAAGAGAGAUGUUCCUUAUUUUCAGAUUCAGAACAUGAAUCUAAAAAGUUUAUAUACAGGGUGUUUAUGGCUGUUACGGGCUGUUUGGUCCCAUUUGUAGUUACUUUUGCAUCCUAUUUUGGUGUAAUAUGGGUGGUUUUCAAAAAUGAGAAUAUCACAUCUUUGGAGAAGAAAAAAGUGGCUCUGAUGGUGGGUUUAGUCUGCGUCCUGUACUCCAUGUCUUUUGUCCCCUAUCACAUUUUGCAAAUAUGGCACUUUAAACUGAAGAAGGAAAAUAAUAUUAAUUGUUAUGUGCGUAAUGGAUACCAAGUGUCAAAGGCAUUAGCCUGCCUGAACAUGUGCCUCCAUCCCAUCCUGUACAUGGCUGUGUUUGACAGUAUCAGGGCAGUGUGCUGUAGAAGGAGCUUAAAUGAAUCUAAUUAAUCUACUAAAUCUUUUUUAUUCUCUUAGGUUCACCUUAAAUUUUAAAUACUUUUUUUUAUGGACUUUUAUCUGAUGUGCAUGACCAACACUGUCUAAAUAAAGUAAUGGGUGUAAUAAUGGAUUUUUUAUUAUUUUUUUUUUGGUUAAUGUAAGCCUGACUAAGCCAUAAACGUUAACUAGUUAUUCAGAUGUCUGGUCUCAUUGUAAAUAUACAGUAUACGUUAAUUUCAAAUAAAUAAGUGAUGGAAAACA